AAUAAAUGAAAUUUGAGGUUAUGUAUAUAAAAAAUAAAAACAUUAAUUUUUCUAUCACCAACGUUUAUACUUUUUUGUGACAAAAUUAGAAAACUGAGUUGUCGAUUAUGGGUUACUCCAAAAAGACUGCUGCCAACUUGAGAUAUGCCUGAAACCCUCGCAACUGUCCAUCAUUGCAAACUUUACCUCUAUUUAAAACUAACUUAUUGUCUCAUGGCGGAUCAUGUUAAAAGUCACAUCUCUUCAACACCUUUCAACUGCGAAAACACCAAACUCGAAAAUUACUCCUGCAAAGACUGCGACUUCCAAACCGAACUCACAAUCCUUUUCAGACAACACCUCGACCAACGCCACGCCACCAAAAACCACUCCAACGAAAAUUUCCUAGACUUCACCAUCCGGAUAUAUUUUUGCGAAAAAUGCUGCUUCGAAACACACUUUCUAAUGAAGUGGCUCCAGCAUACCACCGCCUGUCUCGAAAACGAACAACCCGCCAGAGAAAAAGACAAAGACGGCGACUUUUUUAUUUUGUACGAAUGCGACCAGUGCGGGCAAAUCUACAAAAACAAAUAUUCGUUACGAAGACACAAAACCUUGAAGCACAACAGCGACAAAAAAGCGUGGUACUACUGCGUGAAGUGUCAGUACAAGACUCGACAGAAGUGGUCUUUGAAGGUUCACGUGAAUUCUUGGCACAUGGAUGCACAAGACAUCAGGUGGUUUGAGUGUCAGGAGUGUCCAUACAAAGCUAAACAAAGUUCAAACUUGAAAAGGCAUAUCAAUGCACACCAUUUGGACGAAGCGGAGAUCAAAUGGUACAAGUGUGAAAAGUGUGUAUUUAAGACUAAGUACAACUGUCAUUUAAAAUAUCACAUGAACGCGCUCCAUAUGGAUGAUAAACAAGACGUUAUUAAGUGGUUCAAGUGUGACAAGUGCCCGCACAAAGCUAAAACGAAUUCUGAUUUGAAAAGGCACGUAAACGCCAAUCAUUUGGACGAACAGGAUGUUAAGUGGCACAAAUGUGACAAGUGUCCGUAUAAAGCCAAAAAGAAGUAUCAUUUGAAAAGUCACAUAAAUUCGCAGCAUUGGAAUGAGCAGAGUAUUAAGUGGUAUGAAUGCAACAAGUGUUUAUAUAAAAGUAUGUACAGGCUGAAUUUGAAGAAUCACGUAAAUGAGUACCAUGUGGGUGAAUAGAAUUUUGAGUGGGUGUUGUCGAUGUUUUUUGGAUGUUCAGUGGAGUAAAUAGAAGAUCAAGAUGAUGAAGGUUAAAACAUAAAUGAGAAAAUUGUUUUAAUUUUAAGCUUAUGCGCAUGUUACUGCGCACUCCAUCAAAUGCAUCACGUGGUGCGUUGUCAUAGGAACGCAAAUGUCAAUGAGAAGACAAUAAUUCGGGUGUUGAUGAUUGAACGUUAGUUAAGUUUAUUGGUUUAAUAAACUUGUUUUUUAUAAAGAACUUUUAUUCUGAUUUUUACACGUGAUUAUUUAUUAUUGGAUU
Zophobas morio is the source of this 1495-nucleotide messenger RNA. Its product is annotated as zinc finger Y-chromosomal protein-like. Lineage: Eukaryota; Metazoa; Arthropoda; Insecta; Coleoptera; Tenebrionidae. Gene Ontology annotation, biological process: regulation of transcription by RNA polymerase II. The coding region runs from base 145 to 1194 and encodes 349 amino acids. The record is from RefSeq and is a predicted model, not a curated record. The transcript has 2 exons. Gene Ontology annotation, molecular function: DNA-binding transcription factor activity, RNA polymerase II-specific; RNA polymerase II transcription regulatory region sequence-specific DNA binding.